GCCCCUGAUUAUAGCGCAGGCACAGCGCGGAGCGGCGUGCUCCUGUAUGCCAUCACGAUGGAAGGUCUAGCUUAGUAAGGCGUGGGUGCCGGUCGUCCUGGAGACGGGCGGCGUGUUUACCGGGCGCGGCGGCACGAGCAACCUGCCCGCAAGAACCUCGCCCCGGCCACCUUCUGCUACAAUGUUUCGCAGCAUCCCAUAGUUGCCAGUCCGCGCUUAUUGUCCGUUACAGAAGGGACGAGUCCCGGGGCCUGCCUUCCCUACCGCACGCAUCCACAACAGCUGCUGCGCUGCACGCUGCAUCCACCAUGACGAUGGCGGCGCUUGCGGAACAUCGCCGCAACAAGUCGUCUUCGAUGCUCAAAUCUAUUGUUCUGCCCGGCCACAAGCGGGCGCCCUCGGACGGCACUGCCCUGAAGAAAGAGCCCCUCGCCGUCCAGCCGUACGCUGCGCAGGGCCUCAUCCACGGCGCACCGCUGCUGCCACCCGACCAUCCGCACAGCCAACAGAGAGCGGCCAAUCGCAGCCAGCACAUGCCUGUCGACCCGCCUGUAUCGCCUCGCAAGUCCCAGGACACCCGUGAGGGCCGGCCCAAGGGUCUACACAAGAAGACGCUCAGCUCAGUCUCGCUACGAACGCUGGGCAGAGACAAGGAGAGCAAGUCGAGGGAGCCGAGCCGGACACGACAGGAGGAUAUGUCUAAGAGUCAUAAGAAAUCCAAGUCGAGGACCAACCUGCGCAGUCUGUUCGGCAAGGACAAGCAUGUUGACACUGCCAAGGAGACGCGCGACAAGGAAAACACGACCCCGCCGGGCACGUCAGCGGCACUUGAGCCCUUGCACACUCCCAUCUGGGCUGAGUUCAGCUCACAGCCGAUGCAAGACGUCGCAAAAACAACAACCAAGGUACCACUGAACGACCAGCGGCGCAGUGUUGAGGAGGAGAUCGCGCUGUAUACCCCGAGCAACUACUCGCCGUCCAAGGGCCGCAACUUUUUCGACAAUGGCCAACCCUCGCUCCAGAAGAAGCCGCAAGGCAAAGAACGCCCUAGGUCCUUCAUGGGCACUGGCUCCACUGCCUCGUUGCUCGAAACCUUGACUCGUAAGAAGAGCGAUGAUCGGGUUCCACUUGGAGACACAAAGGGCAAUGGAGGACGAGUAAAGGAGAGCCCGUCAAAGAGCGUCGCUCCGCGCCCCCCAAUGAAACGGGCUACUACCGACACCAGCGGGGGCAGCCGGGAGACCAUCACGCAGGAGACCGCCAGUCCUAAGAAAACAACAAACGCUGAAAAGAGACAGAGCCGUGUGAUGGCUGCUGUAGCCGCUCUAAAUGGCAAGUCAAAGCAGGCCGACAAGCAAGGCACUCCGGCGACGUCGCCUACCAAGCUUGAUCCGAAGGUGGUCGAUGCCGAAUUUGAGGAAGUCCUAGAGUCUCGUCAAAUCCCCACCCAUCAGCGUGCCGCGAUGCGAACGUUGAAGCUUGAGGUCAAAGCCGACUUUGUCCGAACACACAAGCUAGACACACCUCAAGUAUCUCGUACAGCCUCAGCAAACUCUACAACCGCAGGAACACAGUCUGGCAAAACGUCCCUAUCGCGGUCAACCAAGUCGCGACCUGGGUCUGCAGACGAAGAACCGCCCCAAGACACCUCAGGUGGCACCUCGAAGCGAGAACGUCCCAGGAGCAGGACCUUCGGUUUUGGCAGAGGAGACUCUCCUACCAAGAAACAGAAGGGUGAGAAAGAUCCCAAGUCUGUGCCUAUUCCGAAAUCACCUUCCGUGAGAUCACUGGUAUCCGUGUCGUCUCAACGAUCAGUAUCCAAAGGCUCCAAGACUGUAGCGCCAGAGGAGUUUAUCAACUACCUGAAGAAGACACCAAAGCCCCAGGAUGUUGAAGUGGGAAAGCUUCAUAAGCUUCGCCUGCUGCUGCGAAAUGAGACAGUCGAAUGGGUCCACCAGUUCAUCGUUGAAGGUGGCAUGACUGAGCUCGUUGGUUUACUGCAUCGCAUAAUGGAAGUUGAGUGGAGGGAGGAUCACGAGGACACUCUGCUGCAUGAGUUGUUGCGCUGUCUCAAAGGUCUGUGCACGGCGGACACAGCCUUGAAACAGUUCGCCGGGAUAUCAUCGACUCUGUUCCCGGCUCUCCUGGGCAUGCUAUUCGACGAGGAGCACAAGGGUCCGAGCGAGUUCACUACGAGGGAACUUAUCAUUCAGAUCAUCUUUGCUCAUAUCUCUAUGGCGUCUGAGUCCGAGCUGCAUUCUCGCGCGACAGAGCUCAUGGACUACCUAAAAGAUCCGGUCAAGGAGAAACAGGCAUCUACUGUCCCGUUUGUCCUGCAGAUGCGCCAACCUCGUCCCUACCAGGUGUGGUGCAAGGAGGUCACGAACGUCACAAAGGAGGUUUUCUGGAUCUUCAUUCACCACCUGAAUGUCGUUCCUAUCCCGCCUCUAUCCGACGAGCCUCCCAAAACAUACGCGAAGACUCAUUUUCCUGGUCAGCGCGCUAUCGUGCCAGCUGCACCCUACGUUGGUGGUGUAGAAUGGGAUGCAACUAACUACCUUGCGACACAUCUCGACCUCCUCAACGGCAUUCUCGCCAGUAUACCCACCCGCGAGGCCCGCAAUAUCUUCCGCUCUGAGCUGAAAGUUUCCGGCUUCGAGAAGGUCAUGGGCCAUUUGCGGACUUGCAAUCCGAAAUACUAUGGCGCUGUGCAUGACGCUAUCAAGGUGUGGAUUGGUGCAGCGUUGGAAGACAACUGGCCAGUCCGAGAUGUCAGGAUGGGUCCGCCUGACGGAAAGCCUGGCGUUGGGAGCCCGGUGAAGCAGAGCCCGAAAAAGAAGGCAGAGAAGGCACCGCAGAUCCAAGUACCUAAGGUCGAGAUUGGAGGCGGCCUGGGGCUCGGCUUUGAGAAAGAUAUUGCUAUCGGUGGGAACCACAAAAUUGAUGAUGAUUGGAUCUGAUCGUCUAAUGCAAGGUGGACUUCCUCUGGCACGAUGUAUCGAUACUGAAUACGUCUUGGCUUCUACGAUCUCCACCGCCGGAUUUGAACAGCCUCCAAGAGAAUACUUUGGA
This is a messenger RNA of Paraphaeosphaeria sporulosa, 3072 nucleotides long. RefSeq names its product GTPase binding protein Rid1. Gene Ontology annotation, molecular function: actin binding; small GTPase binding. The record is from RefSeq and is a predicted model, not a curated record. Bases 309 to 2960 code for a protein of 883 amino acids. Lineage: Eukaryota; Fungi; Ascomycota; Dothideomycetes; Pleosporales; Didymosphaeriaceae. The transcript has a single exon. Gene Ontology annotation, biological process: actin cytoskeleton organization.